UGGAAGACACACUUUUGAUUACUAUAUCAUGGAGUAACUUGCACUACAAAUUAAAUUAACAAGACAUGCAUCUUUAGGAGCUAUGCCCAUACCUUAUGUAGCCCUUUAUAUUUAUAUAGUGAAUGAGCCUUGCCCCUUCAGGCACACAGUAUUAUCAACUUUGACUUGAGGAACAGGAGAGGAGAUAAAGGCCAUGGGAAUUAAGAGCAAGGUUCUUGUUGUGGGAGGUACAGGGUAUAUUGGGAGGAGAAUUGUGAGGGCAAGUAUAGAGCAAGGGCAUGAAACUUAUGUUCUCCAACGUCCAGACAUUGGGCUUGAUGUAGAGAAGGUGCAGAUGCUGGUGUCCUUCAAGAAGCAAGGUGCUCGUCUUGUGGAGGCUUCUUUCUCCGAUCACCAGAGCCUCGUGGAUGCGGUGAAGCUCGUGGAUGUUGUGAUCUGCACCAUGUCUGGGGUUCAUUUCCGGUCUCAUAACAUUUUGAUGCAGCUCAAACUUGUUGAAGCCAUCAAGGCUGCAGGGAACGUUAAGCGUUUUCUGCCUUCAGAAUUUGGCAUGGACCCAGCACUCAUGGGACAUGCACUUGAACCUGGAAGGGUCACAUUCGAUGAAAAAAUGACUGUGAGGAAAGCAAUUGAGGAUGCCAACAUCCCUUUCACCUAUAUAUCUGCCAACUGCUUUGCUGGCUACUUCGCUUCUAACCUCGCUCAGAUGGGUACUCUCUUCCCACCUCGAGACAAAGUGCUUCUCUACGGUGAUGGCAAUGUCAAAGUUGUUUUAAUGGAUGAAGAUGAUGUUGCGACAUACACAAUCAAGACAAUUGAUGAUCCACGAACAUUGAACAAGACAGUGUACCUAAGGCCACCAGAAAACAUCCUCUCUCAAAGAGAGCUAAUUGAGAAAUGGGAGAAGCUCAUAGGAAAGCAACUAGACAAGUCCACUAUGUCUGAACAAGACUUUCUUUCUUCCCUCAAAGGUUUGGACUUUGCAAGCCAAGUGGGAGUGGGGCAUUUCUAUCAUGUUUUUUAUGAAGGGUGUUUGACAAACUUUGAAAUAGCAGAACAUGGAGUGGAAGCGUCAGAGCUUUAUCCAGAGGUGAAGUACACACGCAUGGAUGAGUACCUACAACCUUAUGUCUGAUGAGAUUAUGUAAGCAUGAAGAAUUCAACCCUCCAAGCAGAAAAUCUGAGUGAUCUUGUAAUAAAACUUUGAGGAGAAAAGAACGCUGGCCAUAUAUGUGCAAGAAGUGAUUUUCAUUGUCAGUUGAAGGUUUAUAAUCAUGUUUGCUUUCUUUGUGAACUUAUUUGAUUUUUCAUCUGAACUCCACAGAAAAUUGACCUUAUAGUGGUGACUCAAUUGCAGUAAUGUUUGUGGA
Lotus japonicus is the source of this 1370-nucleotide messenger RNA. Its product is annotated as isoflavone reductase homolog. NCBI's taxonomy places the organism in Eukaryota, Viridiplantae, Streptophyta, Magnoliopsida, Fabales, Fabaceae. The transcript is spliced from 4 exons. Bases 194 to 1135 code for a protein of 313 amino acids. The record is from RefSeq and is a predicted model, not a curated record. Gene Ontology annotation, molecular function: oxidoreductase activity.